Eruca vesicaria subsp. sativa (arugula) is the source of this 1416-nucleotide messenger RNA. Lineage: Eukaryota; Viridiplantae; Streptophyta; Magnoliopsida; Brassicales; Brassicaceae. The record is from the annotation of a GenBank genome assembly.
AUGAUGUUUAUGGCGUACGUGGAUGCAAGUUCAGAUGAUCUGCCUUUGUGGGGCUUUGUGGGCGAGUUGGCACCUGGAAAAAAUGGUGAAAACGGCAAGCAUGUUCUUUAUACUCAUAAGAGUAUUAAUGUCAAAUACAACAAAGACCAGAUUAUUCAUGUGAAUCUCACUCAAGACAACCCAAUGCCGUUAGAAGCAGGGAGGACGGUGGAUUUGACAUAUUCUGUGAAUUGGACCCCAACCGAUAUCACAUUUGCUCGUCGUUUUGAUGUUUAUCUUGAUUAUCCUUUUUUCGAACACCAGAUCCAUUGGUUCUCCAUCUUUAACUCGUUCAUGAUGGUUAUCUUCCUCACUGGUUUGGUCUCAAUGAUAUUGAUGAGGACUCUCAGAAAUGAUUAUGCUAAAUAUGCUCGAGAAGACGACGACCUGGAGAGCCUGGAACGCGAUGUAAAUGAAGAAUCUGGAUGGAAACUCGUGCACGGAGAUGUAUUCCGACCACCACGUGGUCUGGUGCUUCUCUCGGCUGUUGUUGGUACAGGUGCACAGCUGGCUUUGCUUGUUCUUCUUGUCAUAUUAAUGGCAAUCAUUGGGACACUUUAUGUUGGGAGAGGAGCAAUCGUCACAACUUUCAUAGUUUGCUACGCUCUGACGUCAUUUAUCUCUGGUUAUGUGAGCGGUGGAAUGUACUCAAGAAGUGGGGGUAAACAUUGGAUCAAGUGCAUGAUCCUCACAGCUUCUCUCUUCCCAUUCUUGUGCUUUGGGAUCGGAUUCAUUCUAAACACAAUCGCCAUAUUCUACGGAUCUCUUGCUGCUAUUCCCUUUGGAACAAUGGUGGUUGUGUUCGUAAUUUGGGGUUUCAUUUCGUUCCCUCUAGCCCUCCUCGGGACAGUCGUUGGUAGAAACUGGAGUGGUGCCCCUAACAACCCGUGCCGUGUGAAGACAAUCCCACGUCCAAUCCCUGAGAAGAAAUGGUACCUGACUCCAUCAGUAGUCUCUCUUAUGGGAGGUCUCUUACCCUUUGGCAGCAUCUUCAUUGAAAUGUACUUCGUCUUCACAUCCUUCUGGAAUUACAAGGUGUACUAUGUGUACGGGUUCAUGCUGCUUGUGUUUUUGAUUCUUGUUGUGGUGACGGUCUGUGUGACGAUCGUGGGAACAUACUUCUUGCUGAAUGCUGAAAACUAUCACUGGCAAUGGACAUCGUUCUUCUCAGCUGCUUCCACUGCGGUUUAUGUCUACUUAUACUCCAUCUAUUACUACUACGUAAAGACCAAGAUGUUUGGGUUUUUCCAGACCAGCUUCUACUUUGGAUACACCUUGAUGUUCUGUCUCGGCCUCGGAAUCCUUUGCGGAGCUGUUGGGUUCUUAGGAUCGAAUCUGUUUGUUAGGAGGAUCUACAGAAACAUCAAGUGCGACUAG